UUCUUCAUUACUCAGUGGGCGCGGCGCGGCAGCAUGUGCCCAUCACUGCUCUGUUUCUUCUUCCUACCAUUCCGCCCCCACCGAUCCAUCUCUCUCCCCAAACUCCGAUUAAACCUGAACUCUUCUUCAGAUCAUCAGAGGAAUCAGAUCAUGGCCAGGAAGCUGCUCCUCCCGUUCUUAUUAUUCCUCUCCCUCAGCAGCUGGUUGGCGUCGGCCGACAGGUUCACCGUCGGCGACAGCCAGGCGUGGAACCCCAACGUCAACUACACCGCCUGGGUCGACAAGCACAAGCCCUUCCAUGUCGGAGACUGGCUCGUGUUCUACUACCAGCCGGGAAUGGCGGACGUGGUCCAGGUGGACGAGGCCGGGUACAACAACUGCGACGCCUCCAGCUCCAUCUCCAACUACAGCAAAGGCCGGAGCUACGCCUUCCAGCUCAACCACACCGGCGAUUACUACUUCAUCUGCAGCCGCGGAUUCUGCUACGGCGGCAUGCGCCUCGCCAUCGUCUCCCAGCCGCUCCCGCCGCCCUCCCCGCCGCCCUCCCCGCCGCCCUCCUCCCCCACCUUGUUAUGUUCCCGGGAGCCUUCAAAGUUAUCUCGUCUUUCCUUUUCAAUUUUAACCAAUUGAAUUACAUGUAACAAUUGUUAGAUAUAUGUGAAUGGAGAACAAGUGGAAGAGAAUAAAAGUUCUAUUAUGAAUGA
Zingiber officinale is the source of this 704-nucleotide messenger RNA. Its product is annotated as lamin-like protein. Gene Ontology annotation, cellular component: plasma membrane. Lineage: Eukaryota; Viridiplantae; Streptophyta; Magnoliopsida; Zingiberales; Zingiberaceae. The coding region runs from base 34 to 630 and encodes 198 amino acids. Gene Ontology annotation, molecular function: electron transfer activity. The transcript has 2 exons. The record is from RefSeq and is a predicted model, not a curated record.